Recurvomyces mirabilis is the source of this 1707-nucleotide messenger RNA. RefSeq names its product protein phosphatase 2A regulatory subunit cdc55 (gene CDC55). The transcript has 4 exons. Bases 1 to 1707 code for a protein of 568 amino acids. Gene Ontology annotation, molecular function: protein binding; protein phosphatase regulator activity. The record is from RefSeq and is a predicted model, not a curated record. NCBI's taxonomy places the organism in Eukaryota, Fungi, Ascomycota, Dothideomycetes, Mycosphaerellales, Teratosphaeriaceae. Gene Ontology annotation, cellular component: cytosol; protein phosphatase type 2A complex.
AUGUUCUCGGCCUUCCGGAACGCCCUAAGCGACCGGACCAACAACACAUCCAAUACUGUCACAAGGAAUGCCAGGAGUGAGGAAGAUGCCAAAUUGCUAGACGACGACGGCUCGGAGCGGGAGAUCCUAUCCGAAGACGAAGGCUCCUGGUCCAGACCCAACUCCAAGUUACAGAGUCCGAGGACCAGCGGAGACGGAUUCGACACAAGACCAUCUUAUCGGCACAGCCAAGAUGAGGAUGAAUGGGAAGAAGUGGAGCCGGAUCCAACCUGGUUCUUCAAGCAAUGCUUCGGCGACAAAGGCGACGUUGAAGAUAUAACAGAAGCCGACAUCAUAUCCACCGUCGAGUUCGACCAAACAGGAAACUAUCUCGCGACCGGCGACAAGGGCGGCAGAGUGGUGCUGUUCGAGCGAAACGAGACCAAGAAGACGUGCGAGUACAAGUUCCACACCGAGUUCCAAUCACACGAACCCGAAUUCGACUACCUAAAAUCACUCGAGAUAGAAGAAAAGAUCAACAAGAUCAAGUGGUGCAGGCGACAAAAUGCAUCGCAUUACCUCUUAUCCACCAACGACAAGACCAUCAAGCUAUGGAAGGUGUUUGAGAAGUCGUUGAAGGUGGUGGCGGAGAACAAUCUGUCGUCAGAGCUCACACCUGGAGGGACUGGGAAUGCGAAUGGUGGUGGUCCCGUGCGAUACCCCAACCAGCACUUCCGAACCGUGAACGACUUGAAGUUCCCACGCAUGACACAUCACGACACUGUGGUCGCCGCCGUCCCGCGACGAGUAUAUGCCAACGCGCAUGCCUACCACAUCAACAGCAUCUCCGUCAACAGCGAUGGCGAGACCUUCAUAUCUUCCGACGACCUGCGGAUAAAUCUUUGGAAUCUCAACAUUCAGGACCAGAGCUUCAAUAUCGUCGACAUCAAGCCCGCGAACAUGGAGGAGCUGACAGAGGUCAUCACGGCUGCUGAGUUCCACCCAGUCAGCUGCAACUGGUUCAUGUACGCCAGCAGCAAAGGCACGAUCAAGCUGGCCGAUAUGCGACAAAAGGCGCUGUGUGACGAGCAUGCGAAGCAAUUCGAACAAGAAGAAGACCCCUCCUCCCGCUCCUUCUUCUCCGAAAUCAUCUCCUCCAUCUCCGACGUCCGCUUCUCCCACGACGGCCGCUACAUCCUCUCGCGUGACUACCUCACCGUCAAAAUUUGGGACGUGAACAUGGAACGCCAGCCCGUGAAGACCAUCCCCAUCCACGAACACCUCCGGCCCCGCCUCUGCGACACGUACGAAAACGACUCCAUCUUCGACAAGUUCGAGGUUGUCUUUUCCGGUGAUGCGAAGAAUGUCAUGACGGGGAGCUAUAAUAAUAAUUUCAUGAUUUAUCCUACCGAGGCGGGCAGUGAGACGGAGGUCGUGUUGCAGGCGGAUAAGAGUGCGUUCAAGGCGAAGAAGGUGGGGAUUCCUACCCCGAUGAAUGGGGGUGGUGGCGGGGGUGGGAGUGGUGGGAAGGAUGGCGGAGUGAUUGGGGGUGGGAAGAAGGGGUCUAGGGCGAAUUCUCCUGCUGGGGGGGCGCAAAGGAUGAAGAAGGAGACGGAUGCGGAUCAGAUUGAUUUCAACAAGAAGAUUUUGCAUAUGUCGUGGCAUCCGCAGGAGGAUUCUAUCGCUAUUGCCGCGACGAAUAAUCUCUUCGUUUUCUCGGCCCUUUAA